Caenorhabditis remanei is the source of this 651-nucleotide messenger RNA. RefSeq lists its product as uncharacterized. Gene Ontology annotation, molecular function: protein-lysine N-methyltransferase activity; nucleic acid binding. The transcript has 3 exons. Bases 1 to 651 code for a protein of 216 amino acids. The record is from RefSeq and is a predicted model, not a curated record. Lineage: Eukaryota; Metazoa; Nematoda; Chromadorea; Rhabditida; Rhabditidae. Gene Ontology annotation, biological process: methylation.
AUGUCAGACGAUGAAGAUGUACCGCAACUCUCGGCAGACACCAUGGCUGCUCUUUCAAUGUUUCAAGCCGAACAACAACAGAAGCUGGAGGAGAUGAAAUCUGGAAAAAUUGAAAAAAUUGAUGAAGAUUGGCAAUUAAGCCAAUUUUGGUAUGACGAUGAAACAUCGGACAAAUUGGUUGCUGAAAGUAUUGCAGCAGCAUUGACUUUUGAGUCGAGGCCUGCGAAGAUUGCUUGUGUCUCAUCUCCGACCCUCGUUAAUUUUUUCCAUAAAACUGAGGAAUACAAAAAAGGAGAAAUCGAAUUGAUAUUAUUCGAAUUUGAUCCACGUUUUGGUAUGAAGUUUCCAUCUGAAUUUGUUUUGUACGACUACAAUCAACCAACCGAACUUCCCGCUUCUCUCCUUGGGAAAUUUGACGUUAUUGUUGCUGAUCCACCUUUUCUGGCUGCAGAAUGUCUUAUUAAAACUGCUCAUUCUAUACGCUUGUUGGGAAGAGAAAAUGCGAAAGUAAUAUUGUGCACAGGAGCCAUCAUGGAAGACUAUGCUGCUCGGCUAAUGGCUAUGCAUCGAACAAGUUUUGAACCGAAGCACUCCAAUAAUCUGGCCAAUGAUUUCUCCUGCUUUGCUAACUAUCAGACUCUCACAUUAUAG